AUGGUUCCGGAGAUCGGUGAGGGAUACUUGUCUAUGGACACAGCACAGGAUAUUUGGGAGGCUGUGGCCACUAUGUAUUCCCGCAAAGGUAAUUUCUCACAGACUUUUGAGUUACGACGCUCUAUUGACCGGUUCGUUCAGGGUGAGAUGACUAUUCUCCAGUAUUUUACUUUCCUUAGCAAUGGGUGGAAGCGACUUGAUCAUCUUCAGGACUACAAGCCUGUCUGUCCCACAGAUUCUGCUGGUUACCGGAAAUUUGUUGAACAAGUGCGGGUCUUCAAGUUUUUGGAAGGUUUGAAUGUGGAGUUUGAUCCUGUUCGGAGUCGUGUGCUUGGUAUGGAUACUCUUCCUUCUCUCCAAGAAGCGUUUGCUUAUGUGCAGAAUGAGGAGAGUCAUGGGGAUCAUGGUUCUCGCCCUCCUUCUGAGAAGGAUACUCUCUUCUGUGAUUUUUGUCGUCGCCCUCACCACACCUGUGAGACUUGUUGGAAGUUGCAUGGGCAACCAUCUGGAGGUCGUGGAGACCGUUCUAGUUCUCGAGGGGGUCGCUCCGGACAGGCUCGAGGCCGUGGGCCUAAUGCCCGAGCCCAUCAUUCUGAUACAGUUGAGCCACAGUCCACAGCUCCAGUUGAUUCAUUUGCUGAUAUCUCGGGGUUUUCUACUUCUGAGUUGGAGGUUGCUCUUCGCCACUUGCUAGACCGUCGGGCCUCUAGUUCAUCUUCAGGUAAUAUUGCCCAGUCAGGUAACUUAGCUUCUUCUACCAGUGCUUUCCUCUCUCAUCAAAUGUUACCUUGGAUUAUCGAUUCUGGUGCUUCUGACCACAUGUCUGGUUCUUCUGAUUUGUUCUCCGCGUAUACCCCUUCUUCAGGGCAGGAUAAAGUUCGAAUUGCUGAUGGUACCAUUUCUUCUGUGUCUGGGAAAGGACCUUAUCACGAGGAAGAUGAUUGGCAGUGGUAGACACGAGAAUGGUCUCUAUCUCUUGGAUCAAGCAGACAAGCUGGCUCACUCAUCCAUUCAGUUUCCAUCUACCAAGGAAGACAUCUGGCUGUGGCACCGCCGUCUUGGGCAUCCAUCUUUUUUGUUACUUAAGUAUCUUUUUCCCUCUGUUUUUUUGAAAAAUAAUGUUUUUGAAUUUCAUUGUGAGUCGUGUCAACUUGGCAAACAACACAGAGCUUCUUUUUCUCCUUCUAUUAAUAAAAGUUUAGUUCCUUUUUCUUUGAUUCAUUCUGAUGUAUGGGGUCCCUCUCGUUUUGUGUCUUUAAAGGGUCAAAGAUGGUUUGUCACCUUUAUUGAUGAUUGUUCUAGAACCACCUGGGUGUAUUUUAUGAAGGACAAAUGUGAGGUGUUUUCUGUGUUUCAAAAUUUUCAUAAAAUGCUUUGCACUCAAUUUGGGGCAGUUGUCAAAAUUCUGCGUUCUGAUAAUGGGGGGGAAUACAUUGAUUCUGGACUUGCCAGCUAUUUUGCCACUCAUGGUAUUAUUCAUCAAACUUCUUGUACCAAUACCCCUCAACAGAAUGGUGUUGCCGAGCGUAAAAACCGGCAUCUUCUCGAUAUUGCACGUUGUUUAUCCUUUGAAAUGCGCGUUCCUCGAUCC
Messenger RNA from Camellia sinensis, 1591 nucleotides. NCBI's taxonomy places the organism in Eukaryota, Viridiplantae, Streptophyta, Magnoliopsida, Ericales, Theaceae. The record is from RefSeq and is a predicted model, not a curated record.